This is a messenger RNA of Pistacia vera, 883 nucleotides long. RefSeq lists its product as uncharacterized. The coding region runs from base 95 to 883 and encodes 262 amino acids. The transcript is spliced from 5 exons. The record is from RefSeq and is a predicted model, not a curated record. Lineage: Eukaryota; Viridiplantae; Streptophyta; Magnoliopsida; Sapindales; Anacardiaceae. Gene Ontology annotation, biological process: positive regulation of transcription by RNA polymerase I; maturation of SSU-rRNA from tricistronic rRNA transcript (SSU-rRNA, 5.8S rRNA, LSU-rRNA). Gene Ontology annotation, molecular function: snoRNA binding. Gene Ontology annotation, cellular component: t-UTP complex; 90S preribosome; small-subunit processome.
GCUAGUACGUGAUAAACCCUGAGACUGAGACAGUAGCGCGAGGAACACUUCUGCGAAAGCGAGAGAAACGAAUAUUUCUUAGUUUUGAUUAGCUAUGGCCACCUCCAUAGCUUCGCAGUUACAAGCUAUCAAGACGUUGGUGCAAGCCAACGAAGAACCGCUCAAGAGGCCCUUCACGCGCCCUUCUGUCUUAUUUAAUCCUAAAGAAGCUGCUGAUGUCGAUAUUGAAACUAUUCUAAACAUUGCACUUUCAGGCCUAGAGGUUCUUAUAAGUAUGGAUGAGCGAUUCAGAAACUAUAAGAACGAUCUAUUCAGUUAUAAAAGUAAAGAUUUAGAUAGAGAAUUGAUGGGUAUAGAGGAGAACAAUAGGAUCGACACAUCAAUAAGUUCUUACUUACGGUUACUUUCGGUACAUCUUCAACAACCUGCAUCACUCAAGACCCUUGAGUACUUAAUUCGCAGAUACAAGAUUCAUGUAUACAAUAGCGAGGAGUUGAUUUUAUGUGCUCUGCCGUACCAUGACACCCAUGCAUUUGUUCGAAUAGUGCAGUUACUUAACCUACGAAAUAAUAAAUGGAAAUUUCUCGAAGGCGUUAAAGUCUCAGGUGCACCACCGCCUAGGACAGUCAUAGUGCAGCAAUGCAUUCGUGAUAUGGGGGUGUUGGAGGUUUUAUGCAACUAUGCAUCUCCUACAAAGAAGUUUAUGCCUUCAAGUCCUGUGGUCAGCUUUUGUACAGCAGUUGUUGUUGAAACUUUGGGCUCUGUUAUGACUAUUGAUAGUGAUGCUGUAAAGAGGAUCCUUCCAUUCGUGACCUCUGGGCUUCAGCCUGGUACAAAAGGAGGUUCAGAUCACAAGGUGAUGUGUGAAACAAAUUGUUAUUGA